Messenger RNA from Solanum tuberosum (potato), 1391 nucleotides. RefSeq lists its product as uncharacterized. The record is from RefSeq and is a predicted model, not a curated record. The transcript has 4 exons. Bases 309 to 1259 code for a protein of 316 amino acids. NCBI's taxonomy places the organism in Eukaryota, Viridiplantae, Streptophyta, Magnoliopsida, Solanales, Solanaceae.
UUGAAGCCAUAGAUGGGUGAUUGAAGAACUUCUUUACCAAUAACCUUCAACUUUCAAGUUUCUAACAAGGGUUUCUUAUGGAUCAUCAACUACAGUCCGAUAUUGAAUGUUUUAUCAUCCUUGAGGAGAUAUUGUGCCAACAAUUUCUUGUUAUGUUUAUUUUUCUCUUCAUGGUUAUUCAUGGUAUUUCUAUAAAAAGAAAUAGGCAUGUGAUUAGGUACCUUAUGAGUAGUUGAGUUCCUAAAAUUAUAUCUCAUUUAAAUUGUAUUGUACAAGAUAGUGACACAGCAUGUAUUGAUAAGUUAAGGAUGAAUAGAAAUUCUUUUCACAUUUUAGUUCUCUUAACUAAGGAAGUUGGAGGUCUAACUGAUAGCAAAUAUAUGUCAAGUAGUGAAAAGUUAGCAAUGUUUUUAAAUAUUUUGGCUCAUCAUGAGAAGAAUAGAUCCAUUAAGGUUGAUUAUAUUAGAUCAGGCUGGAGCGUAAGUCAAGCUUUCAAUGAAUGCUUGAAAGCUAUUCUAAAACUAGCUCCAUUGUUACUUGUUAACCCCAAACCGGUGCUUGAAGAUGAGCUUGACGAUCGAUGGAGAUGGUUUAAGGGAUGUCUAGGUGCAUUGGAUGGUACAUACAUUCAAAUUAGAAUUCCAUCUAAGGACAAACCAAGAUACAGGACAAGAAAGGGAGAAAUAGCAACUAAUGUACUAGGAGUUUGUGAUAAAAAUCUUAACUUUACUUAUGUAUUACCUGGUUGGGAAGGAUCAGCGGCUGAUGGUCGUGUAUUACGAAAUGCUAUAACUCGAACGAAUGGUUUGAAAAUUCCCGAGGGUAAUUAUUAUUUGUGCGACGGAGGAUAUACAAAUGGAAAUGGUUUUCUUUCACCUUACCGAGGAUAUAGAUAUUGGUUAAGGGAUUGGCAAGGUGAAAAUCCACCACCCCAAUGUCGAGAAGAGCUUUUCAAUAUGAAGCAUGCUAGAGCUCGUAAUGUUAUUGAAAGGACAUUUGGUCUCUUGAAAGGACGUUGGGGAAUUCUUAGAAGCCCUUCUUGGUACUCGGUUAAGAUACAUAACAGGAUUAUUAGUGCUUGUUGUUUGAUACACAACUUUAUUCGUAGAGAGAUGGAAGUGGAUCCCUUAGAGAUCGAUGUGGAAGAACAAGUAGAAUAUCAACAAGAUAACAUUGAUGUUGUUGAAUCAUCUCAGGAGUGGACCACAUGGAGGGAUGAGUUGGCUCAAUCAAUGUGGAAUGCUAACUCAAGCAAUUGAUCUUUCAUUAUUUUGUGCUUGUUAUAUGUUUUAUGCUGCAUUUGAAUUAUUAUUCCCUUUAGUUUUUGAUAUUCUUGUAAGAUGCAUCAACUUUUAGCUUUUUAUGAUAUAAGAAACAAUUACUUACAUUAA